AUGGAGUAUAUGGGACAUACACAAACCGCAACCUACAUGACAGGUCCGCGCCAACUCACUCAAGCCAGUCUACCAUCCAUCAUGCAGUCAUCUUACAAACCUUUUGAUACCUACCCUGCACCCUCACCUCUCAGAAGAUCUCUCACCACUCUUCCAUGGAGGCCAAGUACCUAUUACCAAACAGCACAAGUAAAUCCAGCCACUGCAUUGACAAAGAGUAUGAAUGCACCCCUAUCGGCCCGUAACGAACUCACUCAGUUGGACAGCAUUACUGUUCCACCUGUGUUUGCUGCUUCUCGAAACGCUCUGUACACCAGAUACACACCCAAUGAUUGGUCCAGCUCCAACCAAACCAAUUAUAUGUCAUCUGAUAAAGUUCGAAGUGGUGCUGAAAGGAUCCGAUUGGAUACAGUCCGUUUGUGCCGUGAAACCGACGAUAAGACCAGAAGAACCCAAUCUGAUGUUGGGAAGAAGCUUGGUGAAAGGAUUGGUGAUAUAUCUUUCUGGAAAACUGAACUCAAUCACGAAACAGAUAAUAUGAUUGCUGAAACUAAUGCCUUGAAUGAAGCUAAGAGAGUUUUAGAGAAGGCCUUGGCUGAAACUGAAAAUCCCCUACACACCGCUCAAGAGUGUCUUUACCAUCGAGAGAAGAGGCAGGGAAUCGAUUUGGUUCAUGAUGCCCCAGAAAAAGAACUUAUUAGGGAAGUGGAUGUUAUAAAGAGAUGUCAAGAUAAAAUGAGAGAUAUUGUUGAUAAAUCCAAUGUACAGCUAGGAUUAAACCGAGCUGCUCAACAUGAAUUAGAGAAAGAUUCUGGAGAUAAAUUCACAGCUCAGACCUUAGAUGAAACCUGUCAUGGUAUGAGAAAUGCAUCAAGAGGUUUGAAUUUCCAUAAUGGUGUUCAUAGAAUUGAUAACACUGUUUCCGUGCCUGAAUCCUGGGCUAAAUUUACCAACGACAAUAUCCAGCGAUCUCAGAGUGAACGAGCUGCCUCUAAACAUAUGAGGAAUGAAAUCGAAAGUGUCCUUAACGCUUGUGCCAACGAAAUGUGGCAAGAAUGGAACGCUGUCAACGUUGCCCUCACCGGCAGAAUGCAAGACACCACAGAUGCCAGAAACAAACUUCAAACCCAUCUCUCCAAGGUUCUUCAAGAAAUCUUUGAUAUGGAGAAAAAUAUUGAAUUACUUAAGAAAGCUAUUCAAGAUAAGGUACCGCCAAUGCAAGUCGCUCAAACUCGCCUUGAUACCAGAAUUAGGAGACCAAAUGUUGAAUUAUGCCGAGAUCCAGUACAACACAGGUUGGUAUCCGAGGUGUCUGAAAUCAGUGAAACAGUUGAUGCUCUUCAAGCCAAACUUCGUCAUUCUGAGAACACAUUACAAGAACUCCUCAGAACCAAAUCAGCUUUGGAACAUGAUCUGUCCAUCAAGAACAACAGCUUAUUUAUCGAUCGUGAAAAAUGUUUGGGUAUGAGGAAGACCUUCCCAAUGGUCCCAAGAGUUGCUGCAUUAUAA
Messenger RNA from Lottia gigantea (owl limpet), 1509 nucleotides. RefSeq lists its product as hypothetical. Gene Ontology annotation, cellular component: nucleus; microtubule cytoskeleton. Gene Ontology annotation, biological process: cilium movement involved in cell motility; cilium assembly. The record is from RefSeq and is a predicted model, not a curated record. The transcript has 6 exons. NCBI's taxonomy places the organism in Eukaryota, Metazoa, Mollusca, Gastropoda, Lottiidae. The coding region runs from base 1 to 1509 and encodes 502 amino acids.